AUGUCGACAACCGCAGAAAACCCGCUGCUUUCGACUUCCCGUGCAUCGGACACCAGCCCCAUCGUUCAACUCCAUCCGCUUGUACUCCUCACAAUAUCAGACUGUAUAUCACGACACACAUUACGACAGCAGUCAGGGCCAGUGGUCGGAGCUAUUCUAGGCGCUCAGAAUGGUCAAGAAGUCACAAUGGAGGUGGCUUUCCAAGCAAAGCUGAACAGCAAUGCAAAUGGAGAGGUCACACUUGAUGACGACUGGUUCAGUAAGCGUGUCGAAGACUUCAAGGAAGUGCACAAACAGCCUCAACUAGACUUGGUUGGUUGGUUCACGCUUGGUGCAGCUUCCGGGCCCGGUCCUCACGUCCUACCGAUACAUACGCGCAUAGUCGAGCUAUACAACGACUCACCCAUCCUCCUAUUGUUCCACCCGGAGAGCACAUACACAGAGGCCACCGCGGCCGGCAAGUUGCCACUCACACUUUACGAAUCACUCUCCGAAAAUGCACCCAGCGAUCCCAACGACAAGGCUAUGGACAUCGAUGGCGCUAUCCAAGCCAAAGCUAUCAAGUUCAGGGAACUCGUAUACUCCGUCGAGACUGGCGAGGCUGAGAUGAUCAGCGUGGACUUUGUUGCGCGCGGAGGAGGUAACGCUACUGCUGUUGAGGGCUCUGUUGACGCUUCUACUCAUGCAGCCGAGACUUCGAAAGCCAACGAGAGCGCAGGAAGGAAGGGAAAGGGAAAGCAGAAAGAGAAAGACAGCGAGAAGGAUGCUCCCAUCGACGAGGCGACAGUAUUGGACGCGGAUGACGAAGAGAUCCUCUCGUCACUGACAGCAAAGAUGAACGCCGUCCGCAUGCUAAGUCGUCGCGUCGCGCUCCUCCGCGCUUAUCUCAACGCCCUACCGCCAUCGUAUCUCUCAGACCCAUCUCUCGCACCAAGCGCGGCUCCAGACGCCAACCAAUCACUACCGCUAGAUCACACCAUCCUCCGUAGCAUCUCGGCCACACUUGCGCGCCUCAACAUCCUCGCUCCACCAGAUUCUGAUGCGUUUACACUCGAGUCCCAACAAGAAGCAUCAGACGUUCAGCUCGUGAACCUCCUGGCAUCUAUCACAAACUCUGUAUCUUCAGCCAAAGAACUCGGCCGCAAAAGCCAUAUCGUCGAAAAUGCCAAGAGUCAGGGCAAAAGCCGGAUGGGCAACAUUAUGGGCGGCUACGGAGGGCCGCCCGAGGGCAAUUUCUUCGACAUCGGCGGUGGUCCUGGAGGCUUGAGGGCGGGUGGUGAAAGGUGGUCAUGA
This is a messenger RNA of Boeremia exigua, 1293 nucleotides long. RefSeq lists its product as uncharacterized. Gene Ontology annotation, biological process: protein deneddylation. Gene Ontology annotation, molecular function: protein binding; metallopeptidase activity. The transcript is spliced from 3 exons. The coding region runs from base 1 to 1293 and encodes 430 amino acids. Gene Ontology annotation, cellular component: COP9 signalosome. The record is from RefSeq and is a predicted model, not a curated record. NCBI's taxonomy places the organism in Eukaryota, Fungi, Ascomycota, Dothideomycetes, Pleosporales, Didymellaceae.